Messenger RNA from Procambarus clarkii (red swamp crayfish), 378 nucleotides. RefSeq lists its product as uncharacterized. The record is from RefSeq and is a predicted model, not a curated record. Lineage: Eukaryota; Metazoa; Arthropoda; Malacostraca; Decapoda; Cambaridae.
AUGAAGGUCGGUUCCCACAACAGUAAACUGGGGUCAACAGAUGGCAGCAGGAGUAACAGUAAACUGGGGUCAACAGAUGGCAGCAGGAGUAACAAUAAACUGGGGUCAACAGAUGGCAGCAGGAGUAACAAUAAACUGGGGUCAACAGAUGGCAGCAGGAGUAACAAUAAACUGGGGUCAACAGAUGGCAGCAGGAGUAACAAUAAACUGGGGUCAACAGAUGGCAGCAGGAGUAACAAUAAACUGGGGUCAACAGAUGGCAGCAGGAGUAACAAUAAACUGGGGUCAACAGAUGGCAGCAGGAGUAACAAUAAACUGGGGUCAACAGAUGGCAGCAGGAGUAACAAUAAACUGGGGUCAACAGAUGGCUGGAAAUGA